Molecule: messenger RNA, 5489 nt
Organism: Motacilla alba alba
Lineage: Eukaryota; Metazoa; Chordata; Aves; Passeriformes; Motacillidae
Gene: POGZ
Product: pogo transposable element derived with ZNF domain
Exons: 18
Coding region: 140-3892 (1250 amino acids)
Biological process (GO): regulation of DNA-templated transcription
Molecular function (GO): DNA-binding transcription factor activity, RNA polymerase II-specific; RNA polymerase II cis-regulatory region sequence-specific DNA binding
Source: RefSeq, a predicted model, not a curated record
CUUCAUCCUCCUCCUCCUCCUCAGCAUCCCGCCAAGUGUGUGGGGGUGCUCAUGCCACCUGCCCCCGCGCCCUGCGGGUCGCCUCGCCCGGAGAGCGGCGGAGCCCCGUAGGAGCGAGCGGCGGCAGCGCUGAGGAAGGAUGGCAGACACGGAUCUUUUCAUGGAAUGCGAGGAGGAGGAGCUGGAGCCGUGGCAGAAAAUCAGCGAUGUCAUCGAGGACUCUGUGGUGGAGGAUUACAAUUCCAUGGAGAAAAAUCCCACAGGCGGGAACGCUGCCGUGCAGCCGGGCGGGCAGUCGCUGCUGCUGGCGCAGAGCCCCGCGCCCGGCCUGGGCGCCGUGGUCACGCAGCCCCUGCUGCGGCCGGUGCAGCUGAUGCAGAACGCCAACCACGGCACCAACCCGCCCGCGGGCACGCAGCCCAUCUUCAUCACCACCCAGGGGUUCCCGGUGCAGAACGUGCGGCCCGUGCAGAGCCCCAUGAACCAGGUGGGCAUCGUACUCAAUGUCCAGCAGGGCCAGACCGUCCGGCCCAUCACCCUCGUGCCAGCCCCAGGUACCCAGUUUGUUAAACCAGCAGUUGGCGUUCCCCAGGUGUUCUCGCCGGUGGCGCAGGUGCGGCCGGGCAGCGCCGGGCCCGGCCGGCCGGCCACCAACGCCUUCGCCACGGUCAUCCCGGCCACGCUGACCCUGCGCAGCACCGUGCCCCAGGCCCAGGCGCCCCAGCAGAUGAGCAUCGCCAGCUUCGUGACGGUGAAGCGCCCGGGUGUGCCCGGCGACGGCGGCGGCAGCGCGGGCGGCCCCGAGGUGGCCAAGCUGGUGAACACGCUGGGCACGGUGCCCUCGCUGGCCCACGGCCCCGCCGCGCUGGCCGUGGCCAACAGCAGCCCCGGCGCCGCCCAGCGCGGCCCCGCCAGCGAGGCCUCGGCCUCGGCCGCGCCCCGCAAAGGCAGCUCCUCUCCCAUUCCCAGCCUGGACUUCCAGGACGGGGGCCGCAAGGUCUGCCCCAAGUGCGACUCGCAGUUCCGCGUCACCGAGGCGCUGCGGGGCCACAUGUGUUACUGCUGCCCGGAGCUGGUGGAAUUCCUGAAGAAACGCAAAUCCCUGGAUUCCGAGCCCACCCCGCCCUCGGCCAAGGCGCCCUCCCCCGCCCAGGGCGCGGCCCCGGCCCCGCCCCCGACUCCGCCCAAGGCCGCACCUGAGCCAGGUGAGGGCGGGGCCGACCCCGCCCAGGCCAAGCUGAUCAUGCUGGUGGAUGAGUUCUACUACGGGCGGGACGGGGGCAAGGGCGCGGCCGUGCCACCCUGCCCCAGGGUGCCCACGUCCUUCCGCUGCCCGCACUGCACCAAGCGCCUCAAGAACAACAUCCGGUUCAUGAACCACAUGAAGCACCACGUGGAGCUGGACCAGCAGAACGGCGAGGUGGACGUGCACACCAUCUGCCAGCACUGCUACCGCCACUUCAGCACGCCCUUCCAGCUGCAGUGCCACCUGGAGAACGUGCACAGCCCCUACGAGUCCAGCACCAAGUGCAAGAUCUGCGAGUGGGCAUUCGAGAGCGAGCCGCUCUUCCUGCAGCACAUGAAGGACACCCACAAACCCGGGGAGAUGCCCUACGUCUGCCAGGUGUGCCAGUACCGCUCGUCGCUGUACUCCGAGGUGGACAGCCACUUCCGGCUGAUCCACGAGGACACGCGGCACCUGCUGUGCCCCUACUGCCUCAAGGUGUUCAAGAACGGCAACGCCUUCCAGCAGCACUUCAUGAGGCACCAGAAGAAGAGCGUGUACCACUGCAACAAGUGCCGCCUGCAGUUCCUGUUUGCCAAGGACAAGAUCGAGCACAAGCUGCAGCACCACAAAACCUUCCGCAAGCCCAAGCAGCUCGAGGGGCUCAAACCCGGCACCAAGGUGACGAUCCGCGCGUCCCGGGGCCAGCCCCGCUCGCUGCCGCUGGAGCCUUCCCACGGGAUGGGCCCGGACCCGGCUCCCCUGGGACCCUCCUCCGACCCCCAGCCCCUGUUCCUGUGCCACCGCAACGCCCCCCGCAGAGCCGGCAAAAAAACGAGCGGCCUGGGCCGGCAGACGUGCCUGGAGUGCAGCUUUGAGAUCCCCGACUUCCCCAACCACUUCCCCACCUACGUGCACUGCUCCUUGUGCCGCUACAGCACCUGCUGCUCCCGCGCCUACGCCAACCACAUGAUCAACAACCACGUUCCCCGGAAAAGCCCCAAAUAUUUGGCUUUGUUCAAGAACUACACAGCCAGCGGGGUGAGGCUCUCGUGCUCCUCCUGCCUCUUCGUCACCUCCGAGGGCGACUCCAUGGCCAAACAUUUGGUGUUCAACCCCUCCCACGAGUCCAGCAACAUCAUUGUCCAAGGGCCUUCUUGGAUAUCACAUUCCAGGCACACCCAGGACACGCCCCAGCCCCCGCCCUGCCAGACCCCCUCCCCUCCUCCCCCUCCGCAGCCCCAGACCCCCCAAAACCCCCCGAUUGCCCCCGCGGACCCCCCGAAAGCCGUGACCCCCAGCGCCGAGCCCGGCCCGCGGGAGCCCGAGCCCUGCCGGAAGGAGCAGCUGUCGGUCAAGAAGCUGCGCGUGGUCCUGUUCGCCCUCUGCUCCAGCACCGAGCAGGCGGCCCGGCAUUUCCGCAACCCCCCGCGCCGCAUCCGCCGCUGGCUCCGGCGCUUCCGGGCCUUCCAGGACGAGCGCCCCGAGCUGCCCGAGGGCAAGUACCUGAGCCUGGAGGCUGAGGAGAAGCUGGCCGAGUGGGUGCUGACGCAGCGCGAGCAGCAGCUGCCCGUCAACGAGGAGACGCUCUUCCAGAAGGCCACCAAGAUCGGCCGAGCCCUGGAGGGGGGCUUCCAGAUCUCCUACGAGUGGGCCGUGGGGUUCAUGCUGCGGCACCACCUCAGCACCCACACGCGCCGCGGCGUCGCCCACCCCCUGCCCAAGGAGAUCCAGGGCAACGCCGGCGCCUUCAUCGAGUUCGUGCAGCGGCAGAUCCACGCGCAGGAGCUGCCGCCGGCCAUGAUCGCCGCCGUGGACGAGAUCUCGCUGUUCCUGGACGCCGAGGUGCUGGGCAGCGACGAGCGCAAGGAGAGCGCGCUGCAGACCGUGGGCAACGGCGAGCCGUGGUGCGAGCUGGUGCUCACCCUGCUGGCCGACGGCGGCGUCCUGCCCGCCCUGGUGGUGUCCAGGGGCCGCCCGCCCUGCCCGGCCGCCCUCCCCAAAUCCGUCCUGCUGGAGUCCAAGGAGGACGGCUGCGGCGAUGACGAGAUCAUGGAGCUGUGGGCGGCGCGGGUGUGGAGGAAGCACACGGAGUGCCGGGGCGGCGCUUCCAAAGGGAUGCUGGUCCUGGAUUGCCACCGGACGCACCUGUCCGAGGAGGUGCUGGCCGUGCUCAGCGCGGCCGGGGCGCUGCCGGCCGUCAUCCCGGCCGGCUGCAGCUCCCGCGCCCAGCCCCUGGACGUGUGUGUCAAGAGAUCCCUGAAAAACUUCCUCCACAAAAAAUGGAAAGAGCGGGCAAAAGAUCUGGCGGAUUCCGACUCCUCUGCGCUGCUCCAGCUGCUGCUGGGGUGGCUGGGAGAAGCCUUGGAGAUCCUCGGGGAUUGCCCGGAGCUGAUCCGGAAAUCGUUCCUGGUGGCCAGCGUGCUGCCGGGGCCAGCCGGAGACGCGGGGUCACCGCGGCGCCAGGGCGACGAGCAGGAGGAGCUGAUCACCACCAUGGAGGAGAGGCUGAAGAUUGCCAAGAGCCGGGAAACGUCCCCGGAAUUCCCGGAAAACGACGACCCCGAAGCUGACCCCGAGAUCCUGCACCGGCUCUUCGAGGGGGAGAGCGAGGCCGAGUCGUUCUACGGCUUCGAGGAGGCGGAUCUGGAGCUGAUGGAAAUUUGAGAAUUCCCAGAAGAAAAGAAACGGAAGACGGGACGGAUUCAUCCCGGAAAUUCCUGGGUUUGGAGAGGCCGAGGGGUGCCGGGAGCGGAAGGGGUGUUCCUGGGUUUUGGGCCCAAAAAUGGAAGGAUAUUCCAAGUUUUUGGCCACAGGAAUGGAAGGAUAUUCCCAGUUUCUGGCCCCCAAAGCUUAAAGGAUAUUCCCUGUUUCUGGAGAUCCUGACGUGUCCCAGAAAUUGAAGGCGAUUCCCAAUUUUCCGCCCCAAAAGCCCAAGGAUGUUCCCUAUUUUUGGCCCCCAAAAGGAAAGGAAGUUCCCUGGUUUUGGCCCCGAAAAUGAAGGGAUGUUCCCUGUUUUUGGAGAGCCAAACAGAAGUUCAAGGAUAUUCCCAUCUUUUAGCCCCAAAAACCCAAGGAUAUUCCAAGUUUUGGCCCCAGAAUCAAAGGAUAUUCCCAAAUUUUUUGGCCCCAAAACAAAGGACGUUCCCAGUUUUCGGAGCGAGCAGAGGAGGUCCCAGUUCCCAGCGGAUUUCUGGGAUUUUUCCGGAUUUGCCGUUCCCGCCGAUUUUUUGGGAGGAUUUUCGUGGCUUUUUUUUUUUCCUUUUUUUUUCUUAAAUUUAAAAGAAAACUGAAAAAUGGAAACAAACUUGGAUUCACUGUGUUGGUAUUUCCUUGGAGUUCUCUCUCGUGGGUGGAUAUUUUUUGGGAAUUUUCUUUACCUCACUUGUACCAUAAUUCCAGGUUUUUAGCGGUGGGAAUUCGAUGUUGUUUGUGCCCCGUUUUCUUUUCCAAGAAGACAAAAAAUCCCCGGAUUUGACUCCCAAAAAAAUCCGGGGAAUUCUCCUUUCUUUUGUCCUUGACUUUUUUUUGGAAUCUGACCCAGAAAAUCCCCGUUUUGAUGGAAAAUUCCUUCGGGUUGGCCGCGAGGAUUCAGAUGUUCUGGGGUUUUUAAUGGAAAUCGGGAAUUUGGAUGGGAUUUUGGGGAGUUAUGAGGGAAUUUGGCUCGGGAAUUGUGGAGCCACCAUUCCACGCCAGCAAUUUUUGGGAUUGGCGCUGCUUUUCCUGCCCCGACCUCGACUGUCCCGAAAAAUUCCCUUUGGAGGGGCAGAAAAGCCCAGCUUCUCCUUGGAUUUGCCCUUUGGGAUCGUUCACUCUCGACUUUAUUUAAAACAGAUCCAUCCUGGAUGGGAGGAUCCGGGAUUUGGGACUGAAACUGUGACGAGAAACCCGAAAAACUCCACUAAAAAGAAAGGUUUUGGGUUGAUUUUUCACUGCCAGCUCUGAUUUUUUACCGGAAUUUGCAUGUUUUUUGGGAAAAUGUUUUUUUUUUUUUUUUAAUUUUAAAAAUUCUUGGAGUUCCCAAAUUCCAGAGGCGUCCGGCACCUGUUUUUCCAUAAGAUUUGUGGAGGUUUUUUUUUGUUUUGUUUUGUUUUGUUUUUUCCCAGAAGGAAAACAGGAAAAAAAAUUAAAAAAUUAUUCAAAAUAAAUAAAAUUAAAAAAAAAAAAAAAAGAAUCAGCUUGGAAUUGUACAGGAGUGGAAAACGUGGAAUAAAAGCAGGGAAAUGAAUUUAUAAAUAAACAGUGUUUUUAUUGUGGAAAAAAA